AUGUCCCGUGCUGCUGGUAUCGAGCAGGAAAACGAGUCCCAGUUCAAUCUUCUGGCCAGCAAAAUCUCUACGUUCAAGAAUGUAGCCAACGAUAUCAACAACUACGCGCAAGAAGACUCCACCACGCUGUCCAACGUGUCCAACGCCAUGAGCGCACUGUUUGAGAACGUGAAAACAACAUCACGUUCCGGAUGGUGGUGGUUGGAGUGUUAG
Ogataea polymorpha is the source of this 213-nucleotide messenger RNA. RefSeq lists its product as uncharacterized. Lineage: Eukaryota; Fungi; Ascomycota; Pichiomycetes; Pichiales; Pichiaceae. The transcript is spliced from 2 exons. The record is from RefSeq and is a predicted model, not a curated record. The coding region runs from base 1 to 213 and encodes 70 amino acids.